Trichoderma virens Gv29-8 is the source of this 963-nucleotide messenger RNA. RefSeq lists its product as uncharacterized. Gene Ontology annotation, biological process: oxaloacetate metabolic process. Lineage: Eukaryota; Fungi; Ascomycota; Sordariomycetes; Hypocreales; Hypocreaceae. Gene Ontology annotation, molecular function: magnesium ion binding; catalytic activity. The transcript has 2 exons. Bases 1 to 963 code for a protein of 320 amino acids. The record is from RefSeq and is a predicted model, not a curated record.
AUGGCCGCACGAGCUUCUUCUAUUCUUCGCCGCUCCUUGCUCUAUGUUCCCGCGUCUUCUCAGAAGAUGCUCUCCAAGUCUCUGGCCUUGACGACGGACAAUGUCACAUACGACUUGGAGGAUUCUGUGACUCCCUCUCAGAAGGGAAAUGCUCGAAGCCAGUUGAAAGAGCACAUCUCCAACCUCAAGUCGCGUCCUUCUACUAUUUCAGAGCUUGCUGUUCGAAUAAAUGCGGUCUCCACCCCGUUUGCACUUGAUGAUCUAACCACACUGUCAUCUGCGGAUCAGAUUGACGCCAUUGUUGUGCCCAAAGUCAAUUCGGCAGCCGACCUGACCUUUGUCACUGAUGUACUGCGACAUGUCUCUCCAGAACGCCAUCAUGAUGACUCAACAAACCCAAUCAAGAUUAUAGCGCUCAUUGAAUCCGCCCAAGCAGUCAUGGACCUUUCUUCCAUAUGCAAAGCCUCCCCCUUCCUCAGUGGCUUGAUAUUUGCAGCCGAGGACUUUGCGCUUGACCUUUCGAUAACAAGGACGCCUUCUCUAACAGAGUUCCUCUAUGCACGGUCAGCUAUUGUUACUGCAGCUCGAGCACAUAAUCUUCCAAGCGCCAUUGAUCUGGUUUGUACUUCCUAUCGAGGUGACGAUGGACUCCGGACACUGGAAGAGGAAUGCCAAGGCGGAAAAGCCAUGGGUUUCAACGGCAAACAGUGCAUACAUCCCGGGCAGCUAGAUACUGUCCAGAGAAUGUUUGCUCCAGACAUAAAAGAUGUGGAGUGGGCUGUCCGUGUCACCAUUGCCGACGAAAAGGCCGCAGCUGCCGGACGUGGUGCGUGGACUCUUGACGGGAAGAUGAUCGAUGCUCCAGUGGUUGGGAAAGCACAUGCAAUAACUGCCAAAGCAGAGCAAUGUGGAAUUCGCGUGCAGGAUCUAAGAGCAAAAUGGAAGGAUCAAGAGCCAGAGUAG